Messenger RNA from Epinephelus fuscoguttatus (brown-marbled grouper), 1085 nucleotides. Its product is annotated as G-protein coupled receptor 4-like. The record is from RefSeq and is a predicted model, not a curated record. Gene Ontology annotation, biological process: positive regulation of Rho protein signal transduction; phospholipase C-activating G protein-coupled receptor signaling pathway. The transcript is spliced from 2 exons. Lineage: Eukaryota; Metazoa; Chordata; Actinopteri; Perciformes; Serranidae. The coding region runs from base 1 to 681 and encodes 226 amino acids. Gene Ontology annotation, molecular function: G protein-coupled receptor activity. Gene Ontology annotation, cellular component: membrane.
AUGAUCAUGUUGUUCGAUCUCGUCAUCAACCUUCUCAUUACCGACCUUAUUCAGCUCUGCUGCAUGAUCGCUUGGGUGCUGCCUAAGGACUGGAUACUCAGUGGUGGAUUUAUCUUAGUUCCAAUUUACGGCUAUUGUCUGGUGGCCAGUAUUGGUUUCAUGGUGUGCAUCGCCCUGGAAAGGUAUUUGGUCAUCGCCUGCCCAUCGUGGUACUGCUUCAGACGAACCAUCAAGGUCUCUGUGCUGGUCUGUGUCGUGGUCUGGGCCCUUCCUGCUGUCAUUUUUUGUCUCAUUAUUGCAGGGAACACGAUGACCAAUGCUGGCAUCCUCCUCCUCCUUCCUCUCCCACUGUUCAUAUUCUUCCUUGGUGGGACCCUCAAAGCCCUGUCUGCUUCCAUCUCUGUCCACUCUGACGAAAAACGAAGAAUUGUAGGAAUGUUGGUCCUGGUGCUGCUUAUUUACACACUGUUGUUCCUGCCCACCAUUAUUUUGUUCCUGGCACGGGGAAGCAGUGUUAUCGAUGAAUAUAAGCUACGCAACCUGUCUUCAACGUUUGUGAAGUUGAGUCCUCUGGCACACUUAUUUCUGUAUAUUUUCAUGAGGAAAGGGACCAUUGACAAGCUGUUGGCUUCUGUGUGUUGUUGCAGAAUGGACAGUGAUGAUAUCAGCAGCCCAGUGUGAAUGAUGACAAAAUGUCCACAGUCAGCUUCAUGUAGGCAGAGAAAGAGAGACAGAGAUCCGGGGCUAUUCAUAAAACAUUCAGAGCUGAGGCCUCAGACAGCCAGGCUUAAAGACGCCACUGGUUAUAGCUAAUGUGUGUCUGUCCCAAACUGUGUUUGUUUUGCUUUUUUAAUCUUUAUUUCAUACAAAUAGUUUUGCUGUUUUCGUGGGAGGCACGUAGGAAGUGAUUCAGAGCAGGAUUACGCAACAGCUGCAAUGUGCUUAACAAUAUUGAUAAAUUCUUACUUCACAGUGAUGCUAAUGGAAAAACAGAACAGCAGAAGUAGGUACUAAUUCACUGACAUGGUAAAAUGAAGUCAAAUGAAAUGGCUAAGUGUGUUGGUGCAUGUAUGUCGACAAAGUUC